AUGAGCGGCCACUCGUGGGCAUUUGAACAGCUGAACCAGCUGGCCCCGUCGCCCGGCACCACGCCCGCCAACGGGCCCGCGCGAGACCGCAGCGACCUCACCCUGUCGUUCCCGUGCGACCCAGACGCUCUCCAGGCUCAGCUCGAGCAGUGGACCACCGUCGCGUUCGACUUUGACUCGCCCCCUGCCGACGCAGGACCCGCCCAACCGCUCGUCCCUUCGUCGCCUGGACUCCCGCACGCCCGUGUCGGCGAGUUCGGCUUCUCACAGCACUACGCCAACAAGCUCGGCGCAUCCCUCGCCGCCGAAGAGCCGCACCCGCAGCCGUCGACCGUCGCACCCGCCGACUUCACCUCGACCGUCGACCUCUCCGCGCUCCUCGGCGGCGCAAACAAUGGCGACGCCGCGUUCGCCGGAUCGCUCGUCGACCCCGCUCUGAGCCUCCCUUCGUUCGUCGAGCCGUCCCUCCCGUCAUUCGUCGUCCCGCAAACCCCGGCCACCGGAUCCGCAGCGACCCUCUCGCCCGCCGAGGCGUCGACCUCGGCUGCGCACACGCCCGCUUCGACCGUCACGUCGAGGAAGGGCAACGGCGCGGCGAAGAAGAAGCGCACGAGCACCACGUCGGCCGCUGCCAAGGCUGCCGCGGCGAAGGAGGCUGCUGCUGUUGCCGCUGCUGCUGCCGCCGCCGCCGCGAGUCCCGCCGCCAACGUCGGAGGCCGCUCGCUCCCUCUCCCCGAGGGUAUCGACACGACGGGCAUGACGGACGAAGAGCUGAACCGGCUCGCGAUCGAGGAGGACCGCCGCCGUCGCAACACGGCUGCGAGCGCGCGCUUCCGCGUCAAGAAGAAGCAGCGCGAGCAGGCGCUUGAGCAGACUGCCAAGGAGUUGAAGGAGCGCGUGGCGGUGCUCGAGAAGGAGGUCGAGACGUUGAGGACGGAGAAUGGAUGGUUGAGGAGCUUGGUCGUCGACAAGAGUGUCUCGACGGCACCCGGAGGCGCAGCCAACAACCGCAAGCGAAAGAUCGAGGACGUCGAGUCCACCACGGCCGCCAUCGAAGGCGGUCUCUCGUCGUCCUCUCUUCUCGUGUGA
This is a messenger RNA of Rhodotorula toruloides NP11, 1089 nucleotides long. Its product is annotated as regulatory protein cys-3, transcription factor. Gene Ontology annotation, cellular component: nucleus. The record is from RefSeq and is a predicted model, not a curated record. The coding region runs from base 1 to 1089 and encodes 362 amino acids. Gene Ontology annotation, biological process: regulation of transcription by RNA polymerase II. Lineage: Eukaryota; Fungi; Basidiomycota; Microbotryomycetes; Sporidiobolales; Sporidiobolaceae. The transcript has 5 exons. Gene Ontology annotation, molecular function: DNA-binding transcription activator activity, RNA polymerase II-specific; RNA polymerase II transcription regulatory region sequence-specific DNA binding.